ACAGUGAAAAUGUAAUCGCUCUCCACAAGAGAGUAAAGAAUCAUUUACAGCGAGAAAAUUAACGUCAUAUUGUUGAUAAAACGUAAUCAAACAAGUGUUGGGAGUAAAAUACAUUCGAUGAUAUUUGGAGAUCAAUGGAGAGUUACUUGGAUAAUUAACUUUUGCGAGUGAUUUUCAGAAAUGUAAACAAGAAAUCGGGCGAGCGAUUUUAAGAGAGUUUGACAAUCAUUAAACAUUGAAUUGUGGAUAUUUUAUAUUAAAAAUAAGAAGAACAUUACGUGUCGAGAGAGCUCUCGUUUUAUCUGGCCAGUGAAGAACAACUUGGUUCACGAUGAAAUUGCAUGAGAAGAAGGAGUCGAGCAUUCACAAAGUUCAGGAGGUAAUGCUGGAGGAGAUUGAUCUUACAAAGGAGUAUAAUGUAGAGAAAACUCUGGGUGAGGGAAGUUUUGCAAAAGUUCUGCUGGCGACUCACAGGCGAACACAAACGCGGGUUGUUUUGAAGGCUGUUCAUCAAGAGCUCACCACUGAGAAGGAUUUCUUCCGUGAAUUUCACUACUCCUACCAUCUCAGCCCACAUCCCAAUAUCCUCAGCUCUUAUGCUGUGGCGUUCAAGGCUGAAAAGUGUUAUAUAUUCGCCCAGGAAUUUGCACCUUUUGGGGAUCUAGCUGGCAAUGUAAGAGCCGGUGGUUUGAGUGAGGAUGUGUGCAAGAGAAUUGCUGGACAGUUGUCAUCUGCCCUUGAUUUUCUUCACUCAAAACAACUGGCACAUCGUGACGUCAAAUUGGAAAAUAUUUUGGUGUUUGCCCAAGACAUGUCCAAGAUUAAAUUAUGUGAUUUUGGAUCUAUCAAACGCGAGGGCACACUUGUCAGUAAAAUACGUGGCACCUGGGUGCCAUUUAUGCCACCUGAAAUUCAUGAAGUCAUCAAGAAUGAGAGAUAUACGUGCAAACGCAGCGCUGACUCUUGGCAAUUUGGUAUUGUGCUGUUUGUUUGUUUGACUGGUAAUCCACCGUGGCAGAGUGCCGAUCAAAUACAGGAUCCUGAUUACUCGGCUUUCCAGAGAUGGUUGAAGAGACGUACUACUAAAAUCCCAAAUACAUUCCGUAGAUUUACACCGCGUUUGCUGAGAUACUUCAGACGUGUAUUCGAGCACAAGCCGGAAAAACGAGCAGUGAUAACGGAGAUCAGCAAGUACUUGAAGGAUACAUGGUGCCUGAAUAAAUUGAGUCACAGUGCAACAUCAACGUCCGUUGAAGUCAGUGACACGCAGAUAGCAAGGAGGGCCGACAGUCUCCUCUAUCUUGAUACAAUUGUCGAUGAGAGGCUCAAUGUCGAUGAGAAUAAGAAUAAACUGCGUAAACUACUCAACAGCUAUGGCUUGGAGACAGCUGUAGAUCAGAAAGUCGUGACAAAGAGAAUCUGGGAGUGGGUCAUGCAGUGUGAUUCAAAUAUCGGUGAUUCGCAGCACCUAACGACGUUUGGAACUGAUUCCAUGUGAGAUAUAAUUAAAUCAUCGAGUGAACCUUGCCUAAUUAAGCCAAUGAGUGAGGUCAGACAGCUGAGUUUUGCCACACUCACUGUACCCACUGAUAAUGCAUUAUUUGAUGAUAGGAGUUCAAUCCUCAGACGUUAUUCACCUCUCACGAGUGAUAAAAAUUCACUCGAUCAGUCUACCAGCUUUUGUGCCAAAAAUUCUAAUUAAAUUCAGCCGGCUAUUUCUGUGAUUCAAUGAAAAUUUUAUCUCUCCUUUUUUGUUCUUAAUGUGUUUUUCCUCCCCCUUGCUUGCCACAGUGAUUAACUACUCAAGAAUUUAAAAAACAUCACGGAAUUUGGCAUGUACGUUUCCCAUAAUUGUAUUCAUUUUGAGUAUCCGAUGUGUUCCAUUUUUCUGAACAAAUGUAAAUUCAUGAGAUGAGUGCGGUAACUGUAGAGACAAUAAUAACUCAAUCGAUAUGUAUUUUUAUUCAUUGAGAGUCAGUGAAGCUUGAUGUUACUGACAAUUAAUAUAACUUACGGGCCUAAAGAAUUAAUGCAUUCUGGCCCAGAGAUGCGUGAGUCAGGAAAACAAUAUAUUUUUAUUUCACAUUUCCCCUCAAAACUACUUGCCAUUAAUUCCGCAUGACUCUGCGUGGACCAUUAAGAUAAACCGAGUGGAUCGUUUACAUUGAAAGAAACAACUUCAUGACCAUGUAAAUAUUCAAUAUUCCCAGUGUUGAGUGAGACCAUGAAUCUCAAAAUUAGAGAUUGUCAAUUUAUAAUCAUACAUUGAAUUGAAAGAAUACCACGAGUGGCCGUGAUUUGAAAUAUAUAUUCUUGUAGAAAAUUUAUGUACAGAUGUUAAUCUGUGGGGAUGAGUCAGAUUGACAUGUCCGAAAAUAUACAUUCACUGAACAAUUUACGAAAUGAAAACAGGGAUAUUGAAAAAUAGCCAGAUUAUUACAUGCUCUUAUAACAGUGAAAUGCGAUUAACGAUUAAACGAAUUUUUAGUCUCGUACCAUUUGCGAAAGGAAAACAAAAGUAAAAGGAAUUGGGGAUGAUGAACAAAAAUCAGGAGGGGAUGAGAACAAAUUGGAGAUAACACAAAAGCUUUGAAUUAAAGAACAAACAAAGAAGACUGAAUCGAAUUAAUUAAUAGUAUCUUCCGGGACAACACAGCCUGGGCAAAUUGGUUAUUAGCUACACAAAUCCACAAUCAAGAGUGCUAACUACGUGAUUAUUAUAACAAUUAAACAGGUGUUCGUAUAAUGCUCAUUAAUUGGUACUCAUAAACAAAAAAAAAACAUUAUUAAAAAUGUUCAGUGUUAACGUUCGGUAUUAAUACCUGCAUCAUUAGAUUAUUUAUGGCUGUUAUUUGGUAGUAUCGUAUAUGAAUUUUGAAUGUUUUAGGUGAAAUGUUUCAGUAGGGUACACUCGGUGCUCUAGAGCAUCCGUUCAGUGAUAAGCGCAUGAAAACAAAUCAUUUGUCAGUCAAUGGAUGACCACUUGAAUGACAGGUGCAGAAAUAAAAUGACAGGUACUCGAAUGAUGAGCUUUUGGAAUUAGUGCAGAAAGAAAACGGAGGGUAUGAAGUGAAUUUCGAUGUUUGCGUUAAGCGUUUUUACAUUUAUACGUUUACAAAUGCGAGAUCUCAGUGGAUAAGAUUAUUUUUAAAAUUCCUUCGACUAACAAUGUUAAAUGUCUAGUUAGGGCAGAUUACAUGUACAUAAUCAAUUAGGAGGAGAUGAUAAAAUGUAGACCAGAGUGAUGUUUUGAAUGUAUAUUGAAAUGUAAAAUUAUGAUGUGUAUAUA
Messenger RNA from Diachasma alloeum, 3289 nucleotides. It is a transcript of the gene meng, whose product is annotated as serine/threonine-protein kinase meng-po. The coding region runs from base 332 to 1498 and encodes 388 amino acids. NCBI's taxonomy places the organism in Eukaryota, Metazoa, Arthropoda, Insecta, Hymenoptera, Braconidae. The record is from RefSeq and is a predicted model, not a curated record. The transcript is spliced from 2 exons. Gene Ontology annotation, molecular function: protein serine/threonine kinase activity; ATP binding. Gene Ontology annotation, biological process: peptidyl-threonine phosphorylation; peptidyl-serine phosphorylation.